CGUUAACAUUGAAAACAUCCGAAUACCCUACGUUAAAUAGUUAAAUAAGGUGUUCGAAAUAUCGAUCAGCCAGUUAAUAUCGACGCAGCAAGCUUUUAUUGCGUUCGCAAUUUUAUGCAAGGAAUAAAAUAUCGCAUUGCUUAAUAUGAGGUAUUAGUUAUAAAAGAUCUUUUAUGUAAACUGUUCUACUCUAAGCCAACCGCUGUUUAUCUAGUGGAAUAUUGCAGAAAUUGUCUAAUGACCAUGAACAAGGAUAUGGACUUAUAAUUUCUAUUAGCUCACUGAUUCUGUUCAAAUCUCCAUACAAUUAGCACAGGGAAUCGGCAGUUUAAUGGAAGAACGACUGCGGUAAAGACUGAUUUAAGUGACAAACUGACAAAUUAUUAUUUAAUCCUAUCAUUAAAAUCAAGAUAUCGCUACGAUUUAUGAGGUAAAUGGUGCUUCAAGCGCGGCAAACUUUCAAUUGGUUCGAUGCAGACUAAAUUGUUUGCAAGGCAGAGUGAUAAUCGCGCCAAGAAAUAUUCCGUCAACUUUUCAACAUUAACUCAACAGACGAGAAACAAUCUGGGGACAACUAAAGGGACAUAAAAGAGACGCUUGUAGGUCAAUAAAAGAUACCGUUGAAGACAUAAAGUUUAUCUGCAGAGAACGACUAUCAAUGCGAAGAAGACGUUCAGCAGUUCGAUUAUUUUAAUACAUAUGCUUAUUUCGUGGGACUAGAUCAUUUGGAAAUAAGCAGUCAUAAGAGAAGAAUCGAAAUUGAUAUUCAAGUGUAUAUUUGAGCGACCACGUAUGCAGAUAUAGACGAAAAGAUUGAGUGUCCGGACAAGGUACUUUCUUCUCUCUGAUUUGAACUUUCUGAGUUUUGAAACAACCUAAAUUGACGAAAAUGUGGCACGACGAGCAGACGAUAAACGGUCACGUGACCGACGACCCUGAGUACGAGGAGAAGGACGACUCGAGACCCUUCUUCCAGCGUAAGCCAUGUGAGGUUGGCAUCUACCUCAGCGUGUACCAGGCCAAACCUCACGAAGACAGCCAUGGCCUUGAACACUACCUGCGUAUGCACACAACGGAGUUGCUGUUUGACGAGUUUUGCAAGAUUGGCACCGUGGACAUAAGGGGCAAGUUUGAGGCCAGAAAAGUUCUUAACGAGAUGUACAUCGAGCGCUUUGAACCAGGAAUCGUGCUGGCGGUGGGGUUCGAGACACUGGAGGCGUUGGACGAUCUGUGGACGUACCACAGAGAUGGCAAUCUGAACGCGCUCAUGCACGAGUUCCUGAUCACCCCGCGUGUGUUGGAGGCGGCGGAGGUGGACAAGGUGAUCAUGGUAACCAAACUCUGGGACGACGAGUAUGAGGCUUGUAAAGAGGAAAUUGAGAACAAGACCAGAAUGCGUGUGAACAUUAUCAACCGACCUGUCGAUGUUAAGUUGGUGAAGAGACUUAAGAAUUACCAGAGCGUUCUUGCAACUGAACUCUCUGCCAUGAGAGAUUUGGACAACGAGAUGGAAAUCAACCGAGACGAGUUCAUGAACUGCGUCCGUAACGUAUUACCAGUGGACAUAGAGGUGAUAAGAACGCUUGCGGAAUUCGAAGCGAUGGCAACUUCGACAAAAGCCAAGAAGAUGUACAACAGAAACGUCCUAGAUAUGUAUCUGAACAUAAUAAACAAGUUAAGGGACUAUUAUGAUACCUUUGAAGCAGAGAUCGUGACACCUUUCCUGCAGAUCCACCGUGAAUGCGAGAACGAUAAGCAGCGAGACAUCAAAGGGAAGAUCAUUGGUAUGGUCCGAGGCAUGCAGAAAAUGCUGGAUCCGGCAGGAGAUCUGCGAAGCGUGAUGCACGCCGAGACGGAGAGGAUACUGAUCCGGCGAGAGAUUCCCAUCUUUCUUGGGUUGCUGAGUCUGGUGCCGAUUGGGGUGGAGCGCGUGGCGGACAUAGACAUAAUGAUUGACGAAUAUGCGCGGGAGUUUCAGAUAGAGUUCAAAAAAGAGGACAAGUGAUUGCAUUUUCGUUGUUUUUGUUUUUUGUUGUUGUUUGUUUUGAUAUAAUAAUUGAUGCAGAUGUUCAUUAGUGUAGACAUUAUAGUUAAUUGGAGAAAUCUUUUCAGGAAUACUUCAAAAUCAUCACAUAAACAUAUUAAUAUACAUAUAGAUCAAGUAUCUUAAGAUAGGCGUAUAAUCUGCUAUUGAUCUUAUAUGUCAUAGUUAGCUUUUUAGAUGUUUAAAUGUGUGAUAAAUAAUAAAUGCUACAGAUAAAAUCAGUAGAAUAAUAUAAUAGACAUGUAUUAUACAAUCUUAAUUGGAAAUUGUAUACAAUUUGUGAUAUUUAAUAUAUAUUUGAAAUAGUUUACUAAAUUCUGUUUUAAACGCUAAAUAUCGUGUCUUUUAAUUAGGUUUCAAUCGUUCGUUCUAGUGGGAUUUACAUCAUCGACUUGGUAGUUUUUUUAUCGAUAUGUACUGUUAAUUGGUUUAAACAAAUGUUGUCAUGACAUAACUUGAAAUACAUAUGUACACUGAAACAAAUGGAUAUUCUUGUAAAAUAGGGCUUAUUGUAUUAUAUAAAUAUAUAUACCCUU
This is a messenger RNA of Dreissena polymorpha, 2580 nucleotides long. RefSeq lists its product as uncharacterized. The transcript is spliced from 4 exons. The record is from RefSeq and is a predicted model, not a curated record. Bases 890 to 2005 code for a protein of 371 amino acids. Lineage: Eukaryota; Metazoa; Mollusca; Bivalvia; Myida; Dreissenidae.